Messenger RNA from Penaeus vannamei (Pacific white shrimp), 4057 nucleotides. The record is from RefSeq and is a predicted model, not a curated record. Lineage: Eukaryota; Metazoa; Arthropoda; Malacostraca; Decapoda; Penaeidae.
AUCUCUUUAAUUUCACAGGUUGAAGUUGUCGGAUCUGUUUCCGCAGGCUUAGAUGCUGCCUGCUGGAGCCCUGACCAGGAACUCCUCGUCCUAGUGACUCGGGAAUCCAGUGUUGUUAUGAUGACAGCAGAGUUUGAUCCUCUUAUUGAAUUUCCACUUAAUCAUGAUGGUUUUGGUGAGAGUGAGUUUAUAAACAUUGGAUGGGGGAAGAAGGAGACGCAGUUUCAUGGCCAGCAAGGCAAAGCUGCAGCAAAGAGCGCAAAGAGCACAGUCGUUCCUGUAUCAGAACUGGAUGACCUCAUACCUCGGAUCAGCUGGCGUGGAGAUGGGGAAAUGUUUGCAGUCAGUUAUGUUACUAACGAAAGCAAGUGCCGCAGGAUAAGAGUGAUAAACAAUGAAGGCGUUUUGCAAUAUACAAGUGAAGAAACUUCUGGCCUUGAACAAGCACUGUCCUGGAAGCCAUCAGGUAGCUUAAUUGCCUCUUCCCAGAGGUUCCCAAACAAGCACGAUAUUGUGUUUUUUGAGAAAAAUGGUCUCCGACAUGGAGAAUUUUCUCUGCCAUUCAAGCCAUCAGAAGUGCUUGUAAAGGAAGUCCUGUGGAACCAAGAUUCCACUGUGUUGAUAGUCUGGCUAGAGAAGCUUGAAAACAAUGCAGUAACAUCCAGCAUUAUCCAGCUUUGGACUACAGGAAAUUAUCACUGGUAUUUAAAGCAAGAGCUCAGAUAUAAUGAGAAGAUCUGUCACAUAUGUUGGGAUUAUGAGACUCCUCUCAUACUACACCUCCUAACUGCUACUCAGUAUUAUUGCUACCGCUGGUCUUUUCACACUGAUGUAUCUCAAGGACUAGGUGUCUCGGAUCUGGCCCAGGUUGGAGUGAUUGAUGGAACCAAGUUGAAAAUGACCCCAUUCAGGCAGGCUGUAGUACCUCCACCGAUGUCUGCAUAUGUGAUCACUUUCCAGGAAUGCAUCCAGGCAGUGAUGUUUGCCCCGUCAGUUGUCAGGAAAUGUGAGGCCUCGCCAGACAGCUCCCUGUGUGUUGAGGACUCGGGUUUCCUUGAGGCAUUUGACCCUCCAGGUUGUAACAGCAACAACUUGUGCGUUGUUCAUGGGUCAGGCAUCCUUACUUUUCUGACGCAGGCUCAUGCUAGUGAAAAUCUAGACGAUCAAGGGUGUGGGGUACAAGUUACUGGAGCAGGAGGUAAUGGGUUUACUGUCAAAGUAAAAGUUCACAGAGUAUUUGCUCAACAUCAGAUAGAAUGGGAAUCUCAGCCUAAACCCAGUGAGUCCACUUUGCUCUAUAAUUGGCUAUGGGUAUCCAAAAGUACUAUGAUAGCAUUUUAUAAAGAAGAGAUUAGUUUUUUGGCUGUGAUUGAUUUACAGUCAUUAGGGUCAGAAGCAGGCAGAACAGUUGUGAGAACUGUUUUACCUCUGGAGGAUAAAGUUCUUAGUGUUGCUUCUGCUCCAGAUGGUUCCAUGGUAGUCUUACAAUUAGCUUCUGGAGCUCUUGUAAAAGCUGAUCUUGGGUUACAGAAAGUAGAGCCGUAUGAGGUAGAUGGACAUGAAGUGCAGUUUCCAACUGUGUGUCAGAAAUUAGCAGUAUGCCCAAUUAAUGAAGGAACAGAUAUUGCUGUUUUGGGUUUGACGCGUAGAAGUCGUCUGUAUUGGGGUGACAAGCAACUUCUUCCUAAUUGUACUUCUUUCCAUAUUCAUAAUAGUCAUUUGCUUGUAACUACUUCCAGUCACUUACUUCUUAUAAUUCCUUUGAUGCAAAAAGCUUUUGAAAAACUGCUGGAGGGGAAGAUUGAGGGUUCCUGGGCAGUGAGCACACGUAAAGUAGAAAGAGGUUCCCAGUUAGUCACUGCAGUGCCCCUGGAUAUGAGGGUUGUCCUUCAGAUGCCACGUGGUAACCUGGAAGUUAUAAGUCCAAGACCUUUAGCAGUCCAUCUGAUAAAACGCCUCUUAACUGAACACAAUUACCAUCAGGCAAUUGACAUCAUGCGGAAACAACGUGUCGAUCUGAAUCUUUUAUAUGAUCACAAUCCUGAGGAUUUCUUCAAGCACGCCAUUCAUUUUGUGCAAAAUAUUGACAAUGCUCACUGGCUGGAUUUGUUUAUAGCAAACUUAAGUGAAGUUGAUGUGACAAACACAAUGUAUUCCUUUAAUUACAGCGAACAACGGACCAAGAAGUCAUACCCUCAGAGCAACAAGAUUGAUGCAGUAUGCACAGCAGUAAGGGAAGCAAUGAUGAAAGUAAACCAGGAGAAGUUCCUCCUGCCAAUUCUGACCUCCUAUGUUAAAAUGACCAAGAGUCAGAUGGACGUUGCUCUAAGGAGGGUCCAAGAACUGAAAGACACAAAGGAUAACAAGCAUAUAGUUUCAGCUGAAGAAGGACUCAGACAUUUAUUGUACAUAGCUGAUGUUAAUGAACUUUUUGAUGUUGCACUUGGGACAUAUGACUUUGAUUUAGUUAUGAUGGUGGCAGAAAAAUCACAGAAGGACCCCAAGGAAUAUCUGCCAUUUUUAAAUGAACUUAAGAAAUUGGAAGAAGAUUAUAUGAAGUUCAAGAUAAAUGUGCAUCUCCGAAGGUUCAGAAAAGCUCUUGAGUGUAUAAGUCAUGGCAGAGAUCAUAUGGAAGAAUGUAUGAAUCUCAUUGUGUCAGAAAAUCUGUAUAGAGAUGCUUUGCAGAUAUUUGCAAAUAACCAUGAUAUGCACUAUGCAGUAUGUGAAAGUUAUGCUAGUUACCUGAUGUCAAGACAGCAUUACAAUGAAGCAGGUAUGAUGUAUAUGCGUGCACAAAGGAUGGAAGAUGCCAUGAAUGCUUAUAAGAUGGCAGGAAACUGGAAGAUGGUAUUGGUUGUGGGAGCUAAAUUGAAACUUAACAAGGAAGAAAUGACUGAUUUAUGUUACGCAUUAGUUGAGAACCUGAUAGAUAAAAGACUAUAUGCAGAUGCUGCUUGGAUUUAUGAGGAUUAUAUGAAAAAUGAGGAGGAAGCUGUAGAUCUCCUGGUAAAGGCAAGUCAGUGGGAAGAUGCACUAAGAGUAGCCUACAGAUAUGGGCGGCCAGAUCUUGUUGACACUAAUAUCAAACCUGGAUGUAUAGAACAGGGUGAAACUUGUUUGCAUGAACUUGAUAGACUAAGGGACACCUUCACUCAUUAUUGCUCUCGUCUUGAGACUGCAAGAGAAGUGAAAGAAAAACAACAUCUUGAUAUUUUGGAAGGAAAGGGAGAAGCAAACCUUGAUAGUGACCUAUACUCAGAUACAAGCACAGUAACAGGCAUCUCAUACACCCAAAGCCACACCAUUGGAUCCCGUAGUGGUUCGUCCAUGUCAGGGAAAACCUUUCGAUCUAGUAAGAACAGAAAGAAACUGGAGCGCAAGAAAUAUAGCACCAAAGAGGGUAGUGCAUAUGAAGACCUUGGGUUAGUUGUUGCCUUAUAUGAGACCAUAACUACAGUAGACCAAAUGGCAACCUCAGUAACUGCUCUGGCCACAAUCCUCGUUACAUUUGGCAUGGAUCUCAAGGCCGCAGAGUUGCAAACAAAUUUCUCAGCUUUACUGGAUCUGAUUGAUAAAAACAAGAAAAAAAUUUGGCCUCCGGAUGUGCAGGCUGAUGAAGAUGAACCACUGUUCGGACCCCACUUUACAACUAAUGGGGCAGUCAACUUGUUUGAGAGAAAUGACCCAAGGCACAUUCCAUUUGCAGCACAGAGAAUGAAAGAGCUUGAGCCAUGCCAUCGCCAUCCUCCUCCCAUAACAAGGCCUAAGAAUUGGGCUUUGCAUCUGUUGAAGCAGGAGAAAUGAUUAAAACAGUAUUUUGCUUGAUUAAGACAUUGAGAAGUAGGGACUGGGAAUCUGAUGAUUCCUUAUUCCUUCCGAAAAUUUUUAUCAAAAUGAUGACAUUGCAAUUUCCAAAAUCAGAUUAUGUGUAUAUUGUGUUAUAGAAUAAGAAUUCAUGCUGUCUAAGAUAAAGGAAAGUGCAGGAGGAGGCACAAGUGAAGAGUAACAUUUAUUGUAAAUUAAUGCAAAUAUAUGAGAGGAUUAUUUCUAAGAAUCA